Molecule: messenger RNA, 1283 nt
Organism: Saccostrea cuccullata (small rock oyster)
Lineage: Eukaryota; Metazoa; Mollusca; Bivalvia; Ostreida; Ostreidae
Product: complement C1q tumor necrosis factor-related protein 4-like
Exons: 4
Coding region: 4-1233 (409 amino acids)
Molecular function (GO): protein binding
Source: RefSeq, a predicted model, not a curated record
AAAAUGCUCUUUUUUCUGUUGAUCGUUGCUGCUUGUAAUGGAUUGCUUCUUAAUGGGGACGGUGGAGAUCUUCCUGACGCCUCCUUGGAUCAUCGCAUCCAAGACAUAAUGGCAGAAAUCAUCAGGCUGCAACGAGAUAUUGCUGAUUUAAACAAACAAAAUACUGAUUUAAAUAAUCAAAUCGCUACGAUGAAAGCCAAAGACCUGAGUGUUGCUUUCUUUGCCUAUCUUAGCAAUGAUAUAGUGCAUCCAUCUGCCGGUACAAAGAUGACUUUUCACGGAUUAGAUACUAACAUUGGUAGUGCAUAUGAUUCUGCAACAGGAAUAUUUACAGCACCAGUAUCAGGGACAUAUAAUUUCGCAUUCACUGCGUCCGUACCCCCGAACCCCUCUUCUCAUCUAGUCCAUAUAUUCUUGAAGAAAAAUGGAAAAAAAGAAAUGUACAUAUUUCUGGAUUACCAUACUCAAUUUUGGUUACAACGAAGUUCUUCAACUGUAUUACAUCUGAACAAAGGUGACCAAAUUUGGAUGGAAAUUGGUUCAGUUAGUGGCCAAAUUACCGUGGCGGGUUAUUCUUCCGCAGAAGAUAGAUACCAUACUCAUUUUUCUGGUUUUCUUAUUCAUAACACAAUGUUGUUUAUUUUCUUGCUAUGCUUUGCUGUGUGCGAGGGACUUCUUGUUAAUGGAGAUGGAAGCUCGGUGCCAAAUGCUGCCAUGGAGCAGCAUAUCCAGAACAUGAUGGAAGAAAUUGUACGUCUUCAGCGAGAUGUUGUGGAAUUAAACAAAGAGAUAGCAGACAUGAAAGCCAAAGAUCAAAGCGUGGCCUUCUUUGCCUAUUUGGUAAACGACCUUGUGACUCCAGCAGCCGGUACAAAGCUCGUGUUUGGAGGAACGGAACUGAACAUGGCCAAUGCCUAUGAUGCAGCGCAAGGGGUAUUCACUGCACCAACAUCAGGGACAUACCACUUCACAUUUGUUGGCUCUUCGCCAGCUCAAACUACACCACACGGACUGCAUGUCUAUUUGAAGAAAAAUGGCAAAAACGAAAUGUACGUAUUUCUGGAUGGAAACACACAAUACUGGUUGCAACGGAGUUCUUCCACUGUGGUUCAUAUGGUGAAAGGAGAUCGGGUUUGGUUGGAGGCCGGUGGGGAUUCCACUUUAGGGGGACACAGACAGUCGGACGAUGCCUAUCACUCACAUUUCUCUGGGUUUCUUAUCCAAGCUGAUUGAAGCACUAGUGAAUAAUUUUCAGUGCUCUUUUUCAAAACAAUUCAUCACUU